CAAGUUCUGGGCUUUGGCGGCUAUUCUUCUGCUUGCCUUCUGGUCGAUAUUCACCGGCACAGUCACUCUCCGGUGGUCCGCCGGGAAUCUAAACCGUUUCUCAGACGAAUUCGACAUUCCUCUUUACGACGAUCUAGACGUCCUCGAAAUGGAGGAGAGAGAGAAGAUGGUAAAGCACAUGUGGGAUGUCUACACUAAUGGUCGUCGGAUCAGAUUGCCCAAGUUCUGGCAGCAGGCCUUCGAGGCGGCUUAUGAGGAGUUAACCAGCGAUGAGCCUGAAGUGCGAGAGACUGCCAUCUCCGAGAUCGCUAAAAUGUCUAUUCGCUCCAUUUAUUUUGAAGCCCCGCCUCUUCAAACGUUGGCAAUUCAGGAGUUGGCUAAAGCAAAUAGAGUUCCAGGAAAUGAUCUUAGUAAGGAGUAAUAUACUAUCGCAUAGAAUGGUCAUGGAUCACAGAAGUAUGCAUUCACGUUUAUCACGGUGUCACAGAAAACCAAUCCAGUUAUAUGCCUGCAAUCAGCUAUCUGAAACGGUAGUUUGGGGUAGGAAACUAUUCUCGGGUUCGUUUCUUUUGUAAGAGGCCAAAAAAGAUCAAUGUAUUUACUUAGGUUUUCAUUUCCCCCUAACUUUCUUUUUUCCCACUGUUUUCAUUUAAUUAAUUCAUUAAAUGGAAAAUAUUACUCCGUAUGUUUCAAGGUCACUUCCACUCUAAGGGCUUGUUUGCAAACUAUUAUUUUAAGUGCUUUUGGCUUUUUUUUUUAAGAAAAAAACACUUAUUUUA
Cuscuta epithymum is the source of this 779-nucleotide messenger RNA. The record is from the annotation of a GenBank genome assembly. NCBI's taxonomy places the organism in Eukaryota, Viridiplantae, Streptophyta, Magnoliopsida, Solanales, Convolvulaceae.